Nematolebias whitei (Rio pearlfish) is the source of this 2055-nucleotide messenger RNA. RefSeq names its product DDB1 and CUL4 associated factor 8 (gene dcaf8). Gene Ontology annotation, molecular function: protein binding. Gene Ontology annotation, cellular component: Cul4-RING E3 ubiquitin ligase complex; cytoplasm. The transcript has 11 exons. The record is from RefSeq and is a predicted model, not a curated record. Lineage: Eukaryota; Metazoa; Chordata; Actinopteri; Cyprinodontiformes; Rivulidae. Bases 331 to 2055 code for a protein of 574 amino acids.
GAAGUGGCGCGACAAACACACACGCACGCACACAAAGAAGAAGCUGGACGGUCAAAACAUAAACAGAGCAGACAACCUUGCGUGAGCGCAGCUAGUUCUGGUUCUACUCAGACUUUUACAAAGAAAAAAAAACAAACAGCUUCAUGCACGCGCUCCAAAUGUCGAGUGUUUCCCGUCAGAGAAGUCCUACUCGAGGCACUUAGCUCCUUUGCUGGGCAGUAAGGUGGGGAAAAGAAAUCUGCAAUAAAGAUUAGGACUAAACUAAGAAGUACGCCUCGUCGGGCCUUCGAGUGGAGUUUCUACCUCGGGACGACGCAGGACUAAGAGAGAAUGGCUGAGAAUGACAAAUCCACUGUGGAUAAUGGCGGCUCUGAAGACAAGGAGCCUGGAGAAGAUCGGUGCAAGGAGGAAGAUGCCUCUGGAAGCAAAGACGGACAAACACAGUCUUCCUCACAAGAUGCUCCCAAAGAAACAUCAGAGGCAUCUGGAGACAAACUUAUGCCAGACGUGGAUGGGGAGACGGGGACAAACAAUGGGGAAGACGAUGACGAAGAUACGGAUAGCAUGGACGGCAGCAGACUGUACUCUUUAACUGAGGAUGGGGAAAGAGAGACUGAGGGAGGGAGACGAGAGAGAGCCAAAGAGAAAGAUGGUGAGAAAAGGGCAGCUCGAAAGAGAAACAGACCAAGUGGUGGCACCAACCACUCCUCUAGCUCAGAUGAUGACGACGACGACGAUGAUGAUGAUGAUGAUGAAGAGGAGCAGAAGGAUGAGGAUGAUGACGACGACGAUGAUGAGGCUAUCGAGUCGUGGCUGGGAGCAGAGCUCCAUGACCUGCGCGGCCCUAUAUGGCAGGCGGUACCCUCGCUGCGCUCCAGAGAGAUCGGCAGGAACUCCCACCAGUUUGUCAGGCACGUGUGUGGCGCCCGUGGCCUCGUGCAGAGGCUGGAGCUCCAGGGCCGCUUGGAGAGACACGCAGGUUGCGUCAACACGUUGCACUUCAACCCCUCUGGCACACGCUUGGCAUCGGGCAGCGACGACCUGCGGGUGGUGAUCUGGGACUGGGCCAUCCGCCGUGCUGAGCUCGAGUUUGACAGUGGACACAAGAGUAAUGUCUUUCAGGCAAAGUUUCUGCCUCACAGUGGGGACUCCACCUUGGCCAUGUGCGCCCGUGAUGGUCAGAUCAGGGUGGCUGAGCUCUCUGCCACGCAGCGGUGCAAGAACACAAAGCGGGUCGCACAGCAUAAAGGAGCAGCGCACAAGCUGGCUCUGGAGCCAGACUCGCCUUGCUCAUUUCUGUCAGCUGGAGAAGACGCUGUGGUGUUUGGUAUCGACCUGCGCUUGGAUCGUCCAGCCAAUAAACUGGUGGUUGUGAAGGAGGGCGAUAAAAAAGUUGGGCUGUACACCAUCUUUGUCAAUCCAGCCAAAACACAGCAGUUUGCUGUAGGUGGGAGGGAUCAGUACGUAAGGAUCUAUGAUCAGAGGAAGAUUAAUGAAAAUGAUAACAACGGCGUACUGAAAAAGUUUUGUCCCUCGCAUCUGGUGUCCAGCGAGUCCAAAACGAACAUAACCUGCCUUGUGUACAGUCACGACGGCACAGAGCUCCUGGCUAGUUAUAAUGACGAAGACAUCUACCUGUUUGAUGCAAACCACAGCGACGGGGCAGACUAUCGCAGGAGAUAUAAGGGCCAUCGCAAUAACGCCACAGUAAAAGGUGUGAACUUCUACGGUCCAUGCAGCGAGUUUGUGGUCAGCGGCAGCGACUGCGGUCACAUCUACCUGUGGGACAAGUACUCCGCUCGCAUUGUUCAGUUUAUGGAGGGAGACAGAGGGGGAGUGGUGAAUUGUCUGGAACCACAUCCCCAUCUGCCAGGAAUGGCUACCAGUGGGUUAGACCACGAUAUCAAACUGUGGGCCCCCACAGCUGAGAGCCCCACUGGACUCAAGGGCCUGAAAGAGGUAUUGAUUCCUGACACAUUGAUGUCCUUUUUUAAAAGGAAUUUUGUUGAUUUUUUUCAUAUAAUUGACCAACAAGUUAUACAGACCGAAGAGUGA